CGCCGCCCGCGCCUCGAUGGCGCCAUCGCCCCAGUGCCGCUGACCGCCCCGCGCCGCCCGCCCAGUCCACGCGGUCACCCUCGGAGCCCCGCCGGCCAAGGCAGCAGCCUUCCGCGAAGCUUCCCCGCGCCCUCCUGCCCGGCCCCGCCAUGGCGCUGCGGCGCCUCCUCUUCCUGCUGCUGCUCUCGCUGGAGCCCCUGGACCAGCUGCCCGGCGUUGAUGCCGCCCGCGGCCGCGCCGCCAACCGGACCCUGAGCGCGGGCGCCGCUGCCGUCGGGGGCCGGCGUCCCGGGGGCGCCCUGGCCCGGGGCGGCCGCGAGCUGAACGGCACCGCCCGGGUCGCGGAGGCAGGGGGCCGGAGGGGACAGCCCGCGGCGGCUGUGGCGGCGGCGGCUGCGGCCAGCGCGACCGUCACCUACGAGACGUGCUGGGGCUACUACGACGUGAGCGGCCAGUACGACAAGGAGUUCGAGUGCAACAACAGCGAGAGCGGCUACCUGUACUGCUGCGGCACCUGCUACUAUCGCUUCUGCUGCAAGAAGCGCCACGAGAAGCUGGACCAGCGCCAGUGCACCAACUACCAGAGCCCCGUGUGGGUACAGACGCCCAGCACCAGGGUGGUGUCGCCGGGGCCCGAGAACAAGUACGACCCGGAGAAGGACAAGACCAACUUCACCGUCUACAUCACCUGCGGGGUGAUCGCCUUCGUCAUCGUGGCCGGCGUCUUCGCCAAGGUCUCCUAUGACAAGGCCCACCGUCCUCCACGGGAGAUGAACAUCCACAGGGCUCUGGCUGACAUCUUAAGACAACAGGGACCAAUCCCCAUAGCACACUGUGAAAGAGAAACUAUCUCGGCUAUCAAUACCUCUCCCAAAGAGAACACACCGGUCAGAUCGUCCUCCAAAAAUCACUACACCCCCGUGCGUACAACCAAGCAGACUCCGGGGCAUUAUGGGAAGGAUGCUUACCGAAGUGGAGGACCAGAUCUCCAUAACUUCAUCUCAUCUGGAUUUGUCACACUAGGAAGAGGACACACGAAGGGUGAUCGUCAGUAUAAUCAUCCGAUUUUAAGCAGUGCUACCCAGACCCCUACACAUGAGAAGCCUCGGAUGAACAACAUCCUGACAUCGGCCACCGAGCCCUAUGACCUCUCCUUCUCCCGCUCUUUCCAGAACUUGGCACACCUGCCCCCAUCCUAUGAGUCUGCAGUAAAGACCAACCCGAGCAAGUAUUCAUCUCUGAAGAGGCUAACCGACAAGGAGGCUGAUGAGUACUACAUGAGGCGGAGGCAUCUGCCCGACCUGGCUGCCCGCGGCACCCUCCCGCUCAACGUCAUCCAGAUGUCUCAGCAGAAGCCGCUGCCGCGGGAACGCCCCCGCCGGCCCAUCCGGGCCAUGUCCCAGGACAGGGUCUUGUCCCCCCAGCGGGGCCUGCCAGAUGAGUUCGGCAUGCCCUAUGACCGCAUCCUGUCGGAUGAGCAGCUGCUUUCCACUGAGCGCCUGCACUCCCAGGACCCGUUGCUGUCCCCAGAGCGGACGGCCUUCCCCGAGCAGUCCCUGUCGCGGGCCAUCUCCCACACGGACGUCUUUGUGUCCACGCCCGUGCUGGACCGCUACCGCAUGACCAAGAUGCACUCCCAUCCCAGUGCCUCCAAUAACUCCUACGCCACCCUGGGCCAGAACCAGACAGCAGCCAAGCGCCACGCCUUUGCCUCGCGAAGACACAACACGGUGGAGCAGCUGCACUACAUACCGGGCCACCACACCUGCUACACAGCCAGCAAGACUGAAGUGACCGUGUGACCGGCGGAGCCCGACUGGGCGCCUGGGGUUAGGCAGGGCAAAACAGAGCAGGGCUCCGGGGCAGAACUUCCAGCCUUCUACUUGUCCCUUUCCCUUUCCGGGUCUCCUCCGUUGGAGGUGGGGGUGGGCCGCCUUGUCCAGAAAGCCAUACUCCUGGGGGACCCAGCUCCGACAGCCUGGUCCAGCACACUCAGACCCAGGACCUAGAGCAUCUGCUUUUACUCUUCCAAUAGAAUCAAUAGGGAGCAAGGAGAGGGUGGGGCCCCAGUCCCACCCCUCCUACCCUCACAACGCCCUUUGGUCCCACAUCCUCUUCCCCACCCAGGGGACUCUGCCCAGGUUCUGUCAGCCAAAAGACCUUCACCUGACCCUGAUCUAAAACUGUCUGGAUUGAAACAGGCCAGCGGGUGCAGUCAGUGGGCUGACCAAACAGGCUACUCGGUCUUAUCCAUUCACCUAGAACCACAUCACAGAAAUCUUCUAGUGCCUAAAAACUGCCUGCUUGCUCUCAAGACAGAGAGCUUCUGUGUCAUAAGCACAAUACUGAUUCUCUUCUGCCUGCUGGAACUCUCUGGUCCCCACCAAGUGAGUGGCCCUUCCUUUGCUGACCCUGGGCCCUUCAUUCCUCCCUUCUAUCCUGGGACAGGGAGGGUUCCCCUCCUGCAGCUGCCUCCCUUUGGAAACCCAGCCCCAUUCCAGCUGGCUGCCCUGGCCCCUCUCCUGUGGGGGGCCUUGCUCCCCUCCAGCCCAGCUGUUUCACCCUCCGGUUCUUCGAGGCUUUAGCUCUUCCCCUCCAGAGGGGAAUGAUGGGGUUAGGGGAGUCCUCCUGGCCACCUGAUCAUCUCCCCACUGCCUCCAGGCCUCUAGGUCUGAACUCUGACCACCACUCAGGCCUGCCUUCUCUCCCCCUGCUCUAUUCCCAGGAGAUGCCUGUGUGGUCAGAAAUAGCCAGGUGGGGAGGGCCAGUGUGACGCCCAGGAUCUCAGGGGCUCACCAUUCCCAUCGUCCAAGGCUCUACUUGCCCCCAGCAUGCACCUCAGGCAGGAUAGAGGCAGAAGGUUGUAGAGAGAGGAUGCUCAGCCCCAAACAAGGAGGACCUUCCUGAGGUGGCUGUCCUGCACCGGCCUGCUCCUCUUUCCCCACUUCUGUCCACUCACUGGGCCCCUAGAGAAUAAGAUCUGUACUCAGAUCCCAUUCUCUCCCUCUCUUCCCUUUCCCCACCAUGGAUUUUCUCCUAUGCCCCUAAUUCCAUUACUCUCCCCUGGCUGCCCUUUCAGCACACCAGUGGAUCAAAGGGACAAAGACCCAUUGGCAAAUGCAAAUAAACAAUGGUAUUGAUCCAGGUUACUGGUUCAGGACCUAAUUGGGUAUCUCCCCAGCUCAUUGGUCCUUCCUGCAGGGGGUACUGUAGCAACAGGCAGAUCCAUACCUACCCUCAGCUCCAUGAGGGGGGCCCCAGUGCUACCCCAUCACAGUCUCUUCUCUCUCUCCAGCCCUGGAGGUGGGCAGGUGUGACUACCUACUAGGGAGCUAACAAGGAACACAGCAAUUGCUCCUCCAAUACUAGGGGUAGAGGCAUAAGAGGAUCCCCCAUUCUCAGGGCCAGGGCAUUUCCCUGGGCCAGACCUUGGAGGAAUCGGCUCCAGACUGUUUGGUGAAGGUUUAGUACUAAAACCAGACUGUCACCAGUCAGAUUCCAGCAACAAUGCCCUUAAGGAGCAUUUUACAUUCUCUUUAGUUCCACAUGGAUAGUCCUUUAAAAAGACGGGAUGGGGAGAACUCAUCCGCCCUGGGAAUUUUUAAUCUAACCAAAUCAUUGGCAUGCUGCCUCUUACAGAUUUCAACAAUUCCAAACCUCUCUCCUCUCCCCAAAGCUCACCUGCCAGCCUGAACAAGACUGGGUCAUAUGAAUCACAAGGGGAUAAAGGUUGGGGUUAUGACUGAAGCCCUCAACAUCCCCGCUGGGGAAGUGUCUCUGGGACCUCAAGGCUGAGAGGCAAGGACUGACUCUCUGCUUUCCUCCCCACAAACAUAAACCUUCUGAAGGGCUGGUCCCUUAGGUUUAUGAGCAUUUGUUCCAGAAGGUAAGGCUAAGGAGGGUGGAAAAGAGGAACUUGAUCUACAAAGAGCAGAUAUACACUCCUAGAAGUAAAAGUGUGUCACACAGCUCGAGCGCCAAGCCCGGAACCCUUUGACUCUCUAGCCCCUGGCCAGUUCCCCUGAAGUCCACUUGCUUGUGAGGAGGAACAGGUCAUGGGUAGGUGAGACUCUCUUUCCCGGGUGUCUAUACUGCACAUACUAAACUAGAGAUCUGUCUCAGCCUACCAAACAUCUUCUGGACCCCAAGUUCUCCAGCCCCCUGGGCUUCCUGCCCCAGCCUUCUCUCUGACAAGGUAUGUUUCUGUCUGUCUCAGGGUUUGUUUGAUAGGUUAAUUCCAAAAUAGUUUUCAUUCCAAGUCUUAACCACUGUCAGGUUUAAAAUCUCUUUUGUCAGUUGAAAUCACAGAAUUCACCUGGGAUGCUUAUUCCUUGUAAAGGAUUUCUUCUGCUUUAUCCUCGGGUAAGAAGAGUGAAGAAAAGGAGAGGGGGAGAGAGAGAGGGGGAGUAGGAAAGAAAGAGCGAAAGCGAUAAAGAGACUUAGGCCUACACACUUGCUUCAAUUCAGGUUCCCAUUUCAAAAUCCAGAACACUGUGUCUUAAUUGGGACAUAAAAGUACAGUACACACCCUUAUUCACAGUUAGUAUUGCCCUGUUUCAGUUACCUGCAGUCAUCCACGGUCCAAAAAUAUUAAUAUUUGUCCUGACUGAAAAGAGAGAGCAUAUUCACAUAACUUUUAUUAUCGUAUAUUGAUAUAAUUGUCCUAUUUUAUUGUUAAUAUUAUUGUUCAUCUCUUCCUGUGCUUACUGUACAAAUUAAACUUUAUCACAGGUAUGUAUGUAUAAGAAAAAAACAACAUAGUACAUAAGGGAUUCAGCACUACCCGCUACCCGUGGUUUUAGCAUCCAGUAUGUGUCUGGGAGUCUAUCAACCCACAGUAAGGUGGGAGGCACAAUAAAAGGAGACCCCAUUUGCUCUGCUGUCUCAUCUAUCUCUAUGGAAUAAGCAAAGCCACACUGCCAGGUAGGUUCACUUUAGAGAGAGUUCUGGGUCUGGAAUCCAGAUACCACAGCUUCUAGCCCAGCCAUGCUUUUGGCCUCUGCCACAAGUAGAAGGGCCAUUCCUUCUGCAUAAAGGGCCCCUGUCCCUAGCAAAGGAACCCUGAUGCCCAAGACUUUCCUCUGCUCAUUUUGUUCUCUCUUCUGCGUCGUCCUUGCUCUGAUCGGAAUGGACUGGGUUCUGCACAGGUUUCUCCUGCCCUGAAUGUUCUUCCUGAGUCUUUAUGUGCCCCUCAUGCCCAUCCUCCCUUGUGGUCUUGCUUCCUCCAGUGAACUCCUGGGUCCAAGCACUCUUGAGUCACAAAGGCUUUGCAAGAAUUCCCUAACAUCCUAAGUGAGCUUCUGUCCUUAGGGACACCCAGGGUCUUGGGUGGUGGGUCUUUGUCCCUUAGAAAGUUCUCUCCUCCCCCUCUCUUUCCACUUUCACUUCCAUUUUAACCUCAGUCUCCUAUACCAGUUCCCUCUUCCCUUCCUCCCAUCUGCUUCCUUGUUUACCACCCUCCAUCUCAAAUUUAUUUUCCCUGGUCCUGCUAUAGUCUUCAGUUUUAAGAAUUAGAGAUCUGGGGGAAAACCAUGGAAGAAUCAGGCAUUCUUCAGGUCCUCUGUUUGCCUCUCUGGUUUAUCUUUCACUUGUUAUACUCAUGAGAUGAUACUCCAUGGCAUGAAGCCGAGGGCUCUCUCUCCCAUUCUGAUCUUUGGGAGGGAAGGGAGAGGCUGCUGGGCCAGAGGUAUCACAGCCAAAAGAUCAGCUUUGGUUCUUGCACCUGUAAAACCAUGAAGCUCCUGACACAACUUGCUACUAGCCCAGAGGCUCUUCCUCUGGCCAAAUUUUCAUACCUUUGGGGAUUUUCAGCCACUUACUCCUCCUUCCUACGAGUGUGCCUCACAAUUCCCCCUUUGUCUCAGAAGAUUUUCAGGCCUCAUGACUCUCCAAGCACAGAAGAGUAUCCACCCCAACAUCCCUGCCACCAAACUCAAUCCAUCACCUUCAGAGAUACCUUGUCUGGCACCAGCCUCCAACCCUGAUUCCUUCCAUAGGCAGCUGUGGACUUGACUCAAGGUAAUAGUUUGAAAGGGCUGCCAAUCACUUGGACCCUGGAAGGUACCUGCUCUGAGAAGAGCUAGAAAAUUACCUUCCAUCUGCUACAUGCAUUCUUCUAUCAUCCUCUCCAUAUCUGGGGAACUUUGUUCAUGAAUAUUUUCAAGGAAACCUGUUGUGCUUCAGUGAACUCUUUUUUGUGAAAGUUAAAUGUUAUUUUUUACAAAAUGCAGCAUUUUAAUGGUAGAUUCAAUAUGAAAGGUCAGUCUUGCUGGGCUCUGUAUUUGAUUUUGCAAGGCAACAUUCUCAAGGAGAAAAAGGUACAAGGCUGAGGCUCUGGAGACAUGGCUUCUAGCCUUGGCUUUGUCUCCAUCUUACCAUGUGACCAAGAGGAGUCACAUUCCUGCUCAGUGCCUCUGUUUUCCCAUCUGCAAAAUGAGCUCCUUCAAUUAGAUGAGAUUCCAAGUUUCAUCAAGAUCCUAAAUUCUAGGACUUUCAUUCCCCUUCUGCACCUUUUUUUCUCCACAUUCCUCCCUACCUCAACUGAGUUGCACAUAUCCCACCUAUGCCUGCCCCCUACAAAGACAUCCUCAGAUCCCCUAGACAGCCACCAGACUCCUCGACAGAGCCUGGGGUUGGCCUGAUGGUCCUGGCCACCCACAGAUGCUCUCGUACCUGAAGAUUAACGGCUGACUAUUCAGCAAGACGCCAACCACAUGUCACGAAGCCUCUCAUACAGACACACCGAAGCCACCUAGGUGUCUGUCACUAGGAAAUUCUGAGUUUAGAGCUUUCAUUUUUGAUGUGGUUCCUAUAGCUGGAGGGAGGCAGUUCCAAUUUCAGAGAGGGAAUGGACUGGAAAAGAAAGAUUUAAAGGUCAGCCCAUGAAAUUUGGGCAUGAAGUUUGUACUGAGAACAGCUGGAAAACACAUUCCAAGCCUCAGAGUUUCACAAUGGGCAAAGGCUCCAUGUGGCAAAAGAUGCUAUUGUUUCCCACUCCAGAAUGUUCUCCUAAACACCAAGACUAGUCAUUGAGGCUCCAUUCCAACUGGAGAAGAGGAGGCCGCCAACCCGGGCUGCUGGGAGGUGGGCACUCACUCCAUCGUAGUAUCUUCCUAUCCCCUCAUUGUGACACUACUGUCCUCCCAGUGAAGGCUUGUGAAGCAAGAAUGGAGAUUCCAAGUCAGUAUCAUCAAACCCAUCUUGUAAAUUGGCAAACACAUUAACCUUUCAUCAGAAAAAGGACACUGUGUGUUUCCUUAAUACCCUUCCUGCUGAGGAAAGAGAAGACCCUGCUCAACUUUUCUGCCUGUCCUGCAGUGACCCUUGAAUGCCACUUCAUGGGAGGACCCAUUCAUUUGCUUCAUAGUGGAAAAAAUUCCUCUAGUUCUAUAACUCAACUAGAUAUUUUGUAGUACAGAAUUCUUGAAAUUCUCUAAUAAAAAGCAAUUCUUACUGUAAUAUUUUUAGUUUGGGGACACACUUUCCUAAGGGGGAUUAAUGAACAUUUUUAUGCAUUAGCCCAAUUUAUGGAUUCUAUGUUUAUUAUAUAUGGUAGUAUUGAUGAAAAUUACCUUUCUAUCUGUACCUUUGCAGUUUCUUCAUUACUCAUAUGUAAGCUUCCCAAUAAACAGUGCUCUUGUUACUGCUCCUGUACAAAUCUCACUGUCACCCUUACCUGUCAAAGCACAUUCUGUAUGUACUGUAAACAGAUAUCACUUUAGUAAGAUUUAGUCUUAAGGAUUUUUCCACUUUUGUCAGUAACAGAUAUUUAUGGAUUAAAAAAUAAAGCUGUUUCAACAUAA
Heterocephalus glaber (naked mole-rat) is the source of this 7802-nucleotide messenger RNA. It is a transcript of the gene Shisa6, whose product is annotated as shisa family member 6. Gene Ontology annotation, cellular component: postsynaptic membrane; postsynaptic density; AMPA glutamate receptor complex. The record is from RefSeq and is a predicted model, not a curated record. NCBI's taxonomy places the organism in Eukaryota, Metazoa, Chordata, Mammalia, Rodentia, Bathyergidae. Gene Ontology annotation, biological process: regulation of AMPA receptor activity; regulation of short-term neuronal synaptic plasticity.